Molecule: messenger RNA, 1164 nt
Organism: Penaeus indicus
Lineage: Eukaryota; Metazoa; Arthropoda; Malacostraca; Decapoda; Penaeidae
Product: pneumococcal serine-rich repeat protein-like
Exons: 4
Coding region: 1-1164 (387 amino acids)
Source: RefSeq, a predicted model, not a curated record
AUGCGAAGUCUUCAAGCUUGCAGAAGUAAGCCAGGAGUUCAAAUAUUGGGGUAUACAAGGGUCACACAGUAUAGCCGCGAUAUGUAUAUUGUGUUGUGUAGAGGGUUACAUUACAUUGGGUUUGUCCUUAAGAAGACAGAGAACCUCUCAGAAUGGCCAAGGAAAGUGGAUACACUGACAAGCUCACCGGCAGUUCACCCUUGCAUACUGAGUGGUUGCGGGUUGACCAAAACCGCCUCCGGCACCGCCUCCAAAGCCGCUUCCUCCGAAACCGCCAGCUCCUCCGGCACCGCCUCCAAAGCCGCUUCCUCCGAAACCGCCAGCUCCCCUGGAACCGCCUCCGAAACCGCUUGCUCCUCCGGCACCACCAGCUCCUCCGAAACCGCCAGCUCCUCCGGCACCGCCUCCAAAGCCGCUUCCUCCAAAACCGCCAGCUCCCCUGGAACCGCCUCCGAAACCGCCAGCUCCUCCGGCACCACCUCCGAAACCGCUAGCUCCCCUGGAACCGCCUCCGAAACCGCCAGCUCCUCCGGCACCGCCUCCGAAACCGCUAGCUCCCCUGGAACCGCCUCCGAAACCGCCAGCUCCUCCGGCACCGCCUCCGAAACCGCUUGCUCCUCCGGCACCACCUCCGAAACCGCUAGCUCCCCUGGAACCGCCUCCGAAACCGCUUGCUCCUCCGGCACUGCCAGCUCCUCCGAAACCGGCAGCUCCUCCGGCACCGCCUCCGAAACCACUAGCGCCUCCGGCACCACCUCCGAAACCGCUAGCUCCCCUGGAACCGCCUCCGAAACCGCUAGCUCCGGCACCGCCAGCUCCUCCAAAACCGCCAGCUCCUCCGGCACCGCCUCCGAAGCCACUAGCUCCUCCGGCACCGCCUCCGAAUCCGCUAGCUCCGGCACCGCCUCCGAAACCGCUAGCUCCUCCGGCACCGCUUCCGAAACCGCCUCCGAAACCGCCAGCUCCUCCAGCACCGCCUCCGAAACCGCUAGCUCCUCCGGCACCGCCAGAAAAGCUGCCUCGGCUAGAAGAAGUCCCAGCCGCAACCAGCUGGGCCUUCACCACCGACGCGCCUCCGCUUCGGGUUCUGCCUCCGCGCCCAUAACCACCUCCUCCGCCCGCAGUCACAGCGCACAGCAGCGACAGAACCACCGCCGCUUUUAA